CGGCGCGAGGCGGAGUUUGCAAGCAAGAUGGCGCCGGCGGUGCGGGGGCUGAAGAGCUUGGUGUGGCAGAAACUAAAGUCAUCCAUAUUUGAUGACUGCAGGAAAGAGGAGGAAUGGAAGAUCAUUCUUUUAGAUGAUUACACUACUAAAUUACUGUCACUGUGCUGCAGAAUGACUGAUCUACUGUCAGAGGGUAUCACAGUGGUGGAGAACGUAUAUAAAAACCGUGAGCCUGUCCCACACAUGAAAGCAAUAUAUUUCAUAACUCCCACCAAAAAGUCUGUAGAUGGGCUUAUUGAUGACUUCAUCACUAGAUCAUCCAGCAGAUACAAAGCAGCAUAUGUGUAUUUCACUGACUUUUGUCCUGACAACCUCUUCAAUAAAAUUAAGUCUUCCUGUGCAAAAUCAAUAAGGAGAUGCAAGGAGAUCAACAUUUCCUUCUUCCCAUGUGAGUCUCAGGUAUUUACUCUCAAUGUCCCAGAUGCAUUCUACCGCUGUUAUAGUCCAACUCUGGAAAAGACAAAGGAUAAAGAUGCUGUAAUGCAAGUAAUGGCUGAACAAAUUGUUACCUUAUGUGCCACACUAGAUGAGAAUCCAGGAGUACGAUACAAAAGUGGACCAUCUGAUAAAGCCAGCAAACUUGCACAGCUUGUUGAAAAAAAUCUUGAAAACUACUACAAAACUGAUGAGAAAAGCCAAAUAAAGGCUAAAACUCACUCCCAGCUAAUAAUAAUUGAUCGUGGCUUUGACCCAGUAUCAACUGUACUUCAUGAACUCACCUUCCAGGCAAUGGCAUAUGAUCUGCUACCAAUUGAAAACGAUACUUACAAAUACAAAACAGAAGGACCUGCUGGGAAGGAACGGGAGGCAAUUCUGGAGGAAGAUGAUGAGCUGUGGGUGAAGAUUCGGCACAAGCAUAUUGCAGACGUGAUAGAGGAAAUACCAAAGCUCUUGAAAAAAGUUUCAUCAAAAAGAAAAGAAACAGAAGGAAAAUUAUCAAUAUCUGCUCUGGCCCAGUUAAUGAAAACGAUGCCGCGCUAUCGUAAAGAGUUGAGUAGGCAAGUUGUCCAUCUUAAUUUAGCAGAAGAAUGCAUGAGAAAGUUCAAAUCUAACAUAGAAGAGCUCUGUAAAACUGAACAGGACUUGGCUCUUGGAACUGAUGCAGAAGGUCAGAAAGUGAAAGACUCAAUGAGAGUCCUCCUUCCAGUUCUGCUCAACAAAAGUCAUGAGAGCUAUGACAAAAUUAGAGCUAUUCUCCUGUAUAUCUUCAGCACAAAUGGAACUACCCAGGAGAACUUGGACAAGCUGAUCCAGAAUGUACAAAUAGAAAGUGAUAGUGAUAUGAUAAGAAACUGGAAAUACCUUGAUGUUCCUGUUAUCUCUUCAUCUGCUGCUCAGCAGCAUAAACACCCAAGAAGGGACCGUUCGUCAGAAGAAACUUUUCAACUUUCUAGGUGGACGCCUGUUAUCAAAGAUGUUAUGGAGGAUGCUAUAGAAAACAAACUAGAUUCAAAAGACUGGCCUUAUUGUUCCCAGUGUCCUCCUACCUGGAGUGGUUCAGGAGCAGUAAGUGCACGCCAGAAACCUAAAGCUAGUUAUCAAGAUGAGCGAAAGAGUAGUGCAAGAUUGAUUGUAUUUGUGAUUGGAGGAAUUACAUACUCUGAAAUGCGCAGUGCUUAUGAAGUUUCUCAAGCCUACAAGUCCUGUGAAGUUGUUAUUGGUUCUACUCAUAUUUUGACACCUAAAAGACUACUGGAUGAAGUGAAGAGCCUUAGUAAACCAAAGGAUAUGGUCUGCAUUAAGGAUGAAUAGAAAUGGUGAUGUUUAUUAUGCAUUAGGAAAAGACAAAUAGGUCUUCUGAGCUACCUUUUUCUAGAUUGAGAUUUGUUUUAUCAAGAUGAAGAAUGGGAAAGAGUUGUAUCAAGAUAAAUGUCUCCCACCAAAACCUAAUAUUUUAGAGUACAUGUACAAGUGUCUUGUGCUGUGCUAAGCAGUAACAUCUGUUAAAACUACAGAACAAUCUUCAUGCUGCCGAGAUGUGCUGCUGAGAUGCAUUUUUUAACAAGAUUCAAUAGCGGUUAUAAGCACAGUUCUCACUUUUGUAUGACAUCACUACUUACUCAGGCAUACAGUGUCAUCAAAUUCUUUUGGAAAAUGUUCCACCCAUUCAUGAAAAUGAUGAUCAGAAGACUCUUUAAAUGACAGAGGAAAAAAAUGGAAGCUAGGUGAGUUUUACUAGACAGAUGUUAAUAUCUACUCUAAAAUAAUGAGAGUAUAUUUAGAUGAAUAUUAAUGUGUUCUAUACUGCAUGUCCUAUAAGAUCUAGCUUUGGAUGGAGAUUUAAUUUGCCAAAAUUUCAAACUCCAAGAUAUCUCACAUAGGAUUAUUUUAUGAUGCUGACAUUUCUGUAAAUGAAACUUUACAGAUAGACCCUUACAGUUGAAAUAUAUGCAGAUGUAUCGCUAUGCUGUCCUUCCAGGCCUACCAGAUUAGGUCAUGACAGUGAUCAUUCUAAAUAUUUUUUCAUUGCUGAACACUUUGCAGUCAUCCCAAUUUGGGAUGCUGACAUGCAUUGCUGAAUAGAGAACAAAGACAAAACCUCUUCUGUUAAUGCGCUAUUAAAAUAACUCUGUGCCAUUUAAGCACCGUAAACCUUAUACUGGUCCAAUGAGGUGGCCUACUUUGUAAUAUGAAUAUAAUCCUCUCUCUAAUAAAACUGAUGGGAGUUUUGCCAUUUCUCCCAUGGUCUGGUAUAUCGCAUACCUUAUGUGAUUAACUGGUGAUAAAUUUGAAAACAGAUCAUCCUCUCAUGUAUUAAAGACAUUAUUCAGUGUUUCAUGCAGAGUCCAGUAUAGAAGCAUAUCAGUGUACAUGCAUGUACCUGUUCACUUGGGUGUAGAAAACCACGUCUAUGAGCAGCCAAAAUAUGUAAUACACUUACCCUUUCAUACUUUCUUCAUCAGCAUUAAAUUUUGGACUUAAUGUACCCUGGCUGUGGGAUGAAAGGCCUUCAGCAGCAUAUUUUUCCUCAGGAAAAAGGAAUCUCUGUUGUACCCAGAAGGCAAAAGGAAUUUAUAUAUGAUUGUUUAUGUUACUGUGUAUCUUUAACUGUACUACACAGCAAACAGGAUAGUGUAAACAGUGGCAUAAUUUACAUAUCACUUCUAUAUUGCCUUUAGUUGCCAUCAACUCUACAAUUUGAUUUACCUAUUUACAAUUGUAACUGUGGAGCAGGCUGGAUAAAAUAAGAACAGAUAUUCAGCUGUGAAGCCGGAAUUCAAGACAGGUUUUUAUGUUGCUUUAAGAAGGAUUAGCACGUUAAUUAAUUUCUCUCAAUGCCUUAAAAUCAAGUAUUUUUGCAAGCAAGUAAUUUCUUGUAGGUUUUUGCUCUCUGAACAGAUAAUAAAGGCUGGCUGGUAAAGACAGUUAAGUCUUUCCUGAGAGAAGCAAACUACCAAACUUGAAAAAUGUUUGAGUCUUCCCUUCUCCUUUGGAAACCAAUUCAACAACGUGAUGAUACAUGCUGUAGCUUCUCAAAAGCUGAGCCAUCAUGCUGUGUAAAAACUGAAGAGAAAAACGUUGUGUUCUCAAAGCUGAGUAGGAUAAUCUAAGUUUAAAAAAAAAAAAGAGUAUGGAAACAUAUCUCAUACCAUUACAUUGGAAGAAUGCUUGUUUGCUAGCAGACCACCUUUUCCCAGAGGCUCUGUUGCUCUUCUAGAAGUUGAUUCAGCUCUCUUUUGUAACCUUAAUUGGUUAAAGGGAAACAAUUUUUUUUAAUCUCAUUGAGAUGAUUAACACCUACGAAAUACUCCCCAGGAGGGCAGAGAUGAUAUCUAGAAUUGUUUCACAAAGUUUUGGUGGCUAAUUAUGUAAAUGCCUGCAUCCCUCCCUUUUCUUGUUUAAUUAAAAAUACCAUACAAAUAUUGACUAAUAACUUUUUACUGGCACUGUACUUUGACUAGUCAUUCACAUCCUGAAUUUGUGUGAUUGCAGUGGAUAUUAUACAGAGGUAUAAUUUAACUCCUGAAACUGGUGGUAGUGUUUUGGAGGUACGUAAGACCCAAAAGGGUAGGAAUGUAGGGUGGAAGGAAUCCUUGGGUAUGUAGUUACAGAAUUCUGUAGAAGUUCUAUUCUGGAAAUAUUCCCAUUGCUUUCAGAGAUUCCAGACAACCCGAUUUUCUAUAUUAAGCAAAUGUUAGGUAAACUUAUAAAAACUUCAUUAGCUGUUUCAAAGUUUUCACUUACAUGCGAAGACAAAGAUUGCACUUGUUGCCUUCUAAAGAAAAUUGAUUUGUCUGUGGAAUUACAUCAGUUGUCUGACUUGUUUCUACCUCGUUUUUGUGAAGAAAUGCAGUUUCAAUAUCUCUUCUUUCUGGAGGAUCAGCAGUGCUUGAAACUACCGAGCUCUGUUCAAAGUAACCAUAGCAUAGACACAUGUAGUAUGUGGUCAUUGCAUUGCAAGUACAUGACUUCCACCAGCCAGUGUUUUCUGAGUGUCUCUAACUUGGGAUUCAGAGAAAAAUAUUUUCUAAAACAUGGACUUUGAAAGCGUUUGGUGUUAUUUAUAUGAGGCCAUUUUUUUUGUGCAUUUAUGAUAAGUACAAAAUAUAACCAUACUUAGCAGUAAACUAAAUUUUCUAUACCACAAUAAUGUUUGGUCUUCUAAUAACUCCACAAUUUAUGAAUCUUGGACAAACCAAGUAAUAUUUCUUCCAAGUAAAUGUUGGGGAAUUAAUCACUAAAACAAAGACAGCUUUGCAGAAGUUCAAGUAGCUGCUUGUAUUUUUCUUAUUCUGAAAUAAAUGCUUUUGAAGCUGGAAAUAACAAUGUUCAGUGGAGAUCUGUUUUUAUACUUAGGUUUCUGUUAUUAGUGAAAUACUAUGAACUUUAAAUGUUUAAUAAAUUUUCUUUGAAGUAACAUGCUAUCUAAAAGUGUCAUGCUCUUAUUAGAGGAGAACAUACAAUAGUACAAUCACACUGAGGUUCUUGAGGCUUGCAUCAGUAAAACAGAAUAAUUGUAGUCUUUAAAUAACAAAAAUCACUGAGUUACCUCACAAAGAGGAUAUGAUGAAUGGGAAGAUUCACAGGAAGUUAGCGAAGAAGACAAGUUCCAUUUGCUGUCAUCAGUUUGUUCUUGGAUGUCUUCAAGCAGCAUACCAAGUCUAAAUAUUUCCAUUUCCACCUUUCUAAACCCAAUUGCAAUACACAGUUAACGAAACCUGUAUAAACUGUUAUUUUAUUUCUUACUAUGAUAACCAUAUUGGGCAUUGCAGUAUACUUCCCAUAGGGGAAAAAAUAAAUUAAUGGAGCCCACAACCCCCUUCUAAAAACUUGAAUUUAUCAGUUAGAUAUCCUAAUAACAACUAGGAUACAUAAAGCAAGAUGAGUUUUGGCCAAAUCACGUCUAGUUUACCACAUAUAACAUGAUCUUAAUGUUUUCACUGCAGAAAAAUUCUAUGGAUAAAGGAAGUAAUGGUUGUAAGACACUCAAAAUAUGGAAAAUAUACUGAUGUACUACUUAACAGUUAUCUUCUAACCUUUCAGGAUCAAACACUCCAAUGUUGAUAGACUUGUCCUUGUAGUUCUGCAGCUGUAAAUUACGGUGCUCUUCUCUAGCUGUUAAGUAAUUCCUUUCCAAGGUAUCAAGGUAUCCUUUCAAUUGAUUUAAUGCCUUCAUCAAUAAGAAAUGAUUCAAUAGCAAAUGACAUUAUGGUUUAGCAAGCCAUAGUGAUAGCUACUUAUGCUAUGUAAGCCAGGUGCUGUUUGCAGUGAUUUUGGUACUGCUCUGAACUGGAACAGGACUGCAUCUUGUAUCUCCACCUAGUAUUCUUUGCUGUUCUGUUAUGUACAAGUAAAAAAUUAAACCAUGACUUCUGAACUGAUACCAUACACAUUAAAAUUCAUAACUUAUGUGGCAACUUAAACUUAAUGGUUUUGAGUUGUAAUCCUUACAACAGAUUUGAGAAUUCAGCCACCUACUGAACACCUUCAUUUUUGCCUCUUAAACUCAUAAUUUCAGUCUGAGAUUGAGAAAAAGAGUAUUUUUAAAUGUCUGUCUGAGAAAAACAUGGAGUACCUUACCAGAAAAUUGAGAGUCUACAGCCAUUUAAAGUGCAUUUCAGAUAACAAAAUACUUAAUUAAUUUACCAGAUAGUUAUCUUGUAAAAGGAAUGUCUCUUGGGUCAUAUGCUUAGAGAAGUCUUCCACCUUCGAGACAAAACAGCAGACUUUUACUUGGGAUUUUUAAAAACUAAUAUGCCAAAUGAACAUAGAAUUUGAGCAUUACUGCAAAGUAUAUACUGAAACAGAGCUCUUAACUUUCUUUAUCAGUUGAUCUGCCUGAUCCCUUAGUAUUUGAGACAUCUUUUCUCCUAGUGUUAGUUCUGGAAGAAAAUUAGGAGGAUUUAGACAGUGUGCUUCUGCUGUACCAGCUGCCGGUAAUGCUGCUGCUGUUGUUCCACACUGUAAUCCUACAUAAUAAAAGAUAAGAUCAAUCAAUUGGAAUUUCUGCCCAAAAUGUCUGCCCCAAAGUGCUAUCAAAUCACAUGAAAAAGUCAUUUGCAUAAUUACUGUAAUUUUAUUUACUUGCUUUAGACAAACCGCAUGUAGAUUGUAUCGGGAUAGCAGCAUGUAAUGUAAAGACUUCAGAGGAUGUCCCACUGUCUCCUGAGCAAAUGGCAAUGCUGGCAUUUGGAAAAUCUGACGGAGGAAGUAUCUGUUAAAAUGAGAACUUUGGUUAUAGAAAGAAUGGAUAGAACACUUGUGGACAUAAACAAAAGGUUUAGAAAUAACUCAAAAUACAUAGGAUAAGUUAAUAUUAAUGAAAAGGAUAUUAAUGAAAUGUUUAUUAUAACAAUACCAUAUAAUCUUCUGUGUUUCUAGUUUGAGAUCUGUUUAGUAUGUCAUUGUAUGAAUACUUAAAUACUUCAACACUAUGUUGUGAAAAUCUGUGCUGGUUUUGGCUGAGAAGGGGUUAAUUCACUGUAGUGAAGUGUGGAGAAUUUGUAUAAAUUAUAAGUACAAUAUGAAGGUGACAAAAUAGUUUUUGGGAAUAUUCAUAGUCCUAGAGGUAAAGAAGAAUGAAUUUAAAACUAUCUAUUUUGAGAGGUUUACCUUAGGAUUCAAUCUCACAGGGUCAGUAUGAUUCUGGGUGUUAGCAUGCUGCAUCAGCAUCUUGUUUGCAGCCAGGAAAUAAUAGGGAAAAACUACCAAACUUGUUACAUCUUGAAUGAUUUACUGAGAUAUAAAUCUAGGAAUGGACUUAAGCAUCUGUAUAGCUCUGUGAGUGAACUCCAGGGCAGGGUGUGAAAUUGUGAAGCGAUUCUCUAAUUACUAACAAACUUUAGAAGAAAUUUACUACAGUAAGAGAAAUACUGUUGUCAAACACAUCUUUUUAAAAGAACUGAUUUGUCAAUAAACACCAGUAAAAAUAGCUGAAGAGUGUUGAGAUGUGAAAAAAGGCAAUAUAAGUACAGGCACAGUAUAAAAACAUAUUUUAAAGAAAAACUUCCAAUGGAAAGUAUUUUUGGUGAAUUUUAACAUUUACAUAUAUACCAGAAAUAACAAUUUAUAGUGAAUUCUUAAUGAUUUGCUAGAACACUUUAUAAUCACAAAUAAUACUCCAGAGCAUCAGUAAAUAUUUGGUAAUGAAAGUUCCAUCUAAAUUCAGUCCCACAAAAUUUUAUUUGUGAAAGCAACUGUUGGUUAAAGUAAAAUACUCACUGACACCUAUAGACCGCCUGAAUGAACUAGUCAUGCUAGAUUUUACUGAACACAGAAUAUCUUCUUACAGUAAACCACUCUACCAAGUAUUAAGAAUUUAUUAAAGCAACUUGAUUACCUCUAGCUGUUGCAACAGUUCUAGAAUGCUCACUUCUUGAUUCUCUGCUUCAGCAGAAUUGAAAUAGCUCUUGUUAUCUAGAAUGUUCUUCUCAAUCACUGAUGUACUUGGCAAAAUAGGGGAGGAUUUUGCUGUUUCCGUUGUAGGAACUGAGGUAAUAUUGUCACUCCUUUCUGGUACUUUAACUUCUGAAGCAACUUUAGAGAAGUCAGCAAGGCAAUAGUGAGCUUGACCUUGGCCAUAUUUGAGUGCAUGAGGCAAAACUGAUUUCUUAAACAGGGUGCUCUCUUCUUUCAUGUUUUUAAGGAUGUGUGUAUCUUCACUCUCAUUAAUCAACUGUGAAUUUUCUUGUCUGCACCCACACUUAUCAGUAGAAGGAAUAAGUUUAUUUGAAACACAUCUAUUUUCAUUUAGCAAACUUUGAUUUAUAUCACCAGUGAUUACUUCCUCAUGUUUUUCUAGCCGAUAUUCUUCACAGUUAGUUGCCCACUGUUCAUGUGCUAAAGGGCCUUUGACAUGUUCUGAAGGCUCAGGUUUGUUCACAGUGUCAUUGAUACUUUCAGUAAAGGAUACCUCUGGUAUCGUCUCACAUUCAAUUAACUGGCAUGUACUUAUUAACUCUCCCUUAGAAAAAUGACGCAAAAGGACAUCAGACAUUUUUGAAUUAGUUAGAUGUUCUUUGCUACCUGGUUUGCUAAAACUACCAACAGGUAAUUCCUCCUUAAAGGAAGCUUCACUGCCAGGCAUUUCAACUGAAAUUCUUGUUGUUCCUAUGGGAUCUCUACAGUGACUGGAGAAUUCUUCAGGCUGUGGAUGAGUGUCAUAUCUUGCUGUUGCUUUUAUGCUUUUGUUAUCUUCAGAACAGGCUAAGUUUAAAGUGCCAGAAAUAUCUUUUGUACGAGUACAGUAAUCAAAAUUAUCUGAAGAAUUAUUGUAUUUACAGGUUAUUCCUACAUCUCCACCAUAAGGUGAGUUAUCUUGUUCCUCAUCCAUUGCAUCUGUGAUACAGCCUGAUUCAUCUGAAAAUGAGUUAUUCGUUUGGGUUUUCAUCCAGUCUGACAGUUUGUACUUUUUCAUAGUCUCCAUAUCUGGUUUACGUUGAAUAUGAUGCCAUUGCUUCUCCGAUUUUGGACAGAGCUUUUAAUAUUGCACGGAUCAAAAUCUGUAAUGUAUGAGUAGUAAUUAUUUUAAACACAUUUGAUAAUAAGACCUGCUUAUGUCUUGUA
Messenger RNA from Phalacrocorax carbo (great cormorant), 9066 nucleotides. The record is from RefSeq and is a predicted model, not a curated record. Lineage: Eukaryota; Metazoa; Chordata; Aves; Suliformes; Phalacrocoracidae.